Acaulospora colombiana is the source of this 290-nucleotide messenger RNA. NCBI's taxonomy places the organism in Eukaryota, Fungi, Glomeromycota, Glomeromycetes, Diversisporales, Acaulosporaceae. The record is from the annotation of a GenBank genome assembly.
GCAUGCCACUAGGCAGACAAGAUAAGAAGGAAGGACGAGCAGAGCAUGAUGGGACGACAUCGUGCGGGAAGCAAAGAAAAGUCAAAGGUUACACGGUCAAUCAGAUUCUUAUAAAAGGGCCUUUGUGUUUGAGAGGGCGUGGGUCCAGAGCAUUAUCAUGCAGUCUUCCUGGGUGCAAUCUGGGUUUGAGCUCGGAAAGCGGAGGUCAAUACAUUGGCGUUCAAGUGUAUAGAAAUGCGGAACGCUCAAGUGUGGGUCCAAUCACGGCCAGAAGCCCGUGGAGCCAAUAA